Scophthalmus maximus (turbot) is the source of this 4242-nucleotide messenger RNA. It is a transcript of the gene klhl43, whose product is annotated as kelch-like family member 43. The coding region runs from base 426 to 2507 and encodes 693 amino acids. The record is from RefSeq and is a predicted model, not a curated record. Gene Ontology annotation, cellular component: cytoplasm; nucleus. The transcript has 7 exons. Lineage: Eukaryota; Metazoa; Chordata; Actinopteri; Pleuronectiformes; Scophthalmidae. Gene Ontology annotation, molecular function: protein binding.
GAUACUGACACACUCACACACACACACAGCACUGAUAGAGGACGGAGGGACGGAGCGAAGAGGAAACCUGUGAGAGAACGACAACAGAAGAAAAAAAGACUGAACGUAGAACAGAGCCCAAAGAAAGAAGCUCAGAAAGCAAAAGAAAGGAAGAAGAGCAGGAAUCAGGCAGGAGAAAGAGGUGCUGUGUGCUGUGUUGAAGUGAAACCACCAACGAAACCCCCAAACUAUCCAGAUCUACCAGUGGGUCCAUUACUCUGUCCGUCCCAUAGCCACAUCGUCCAGCCGACAGCAGAGGCCUUCUGCUCUUCGUCUGUUGGUGAAGAAGUCAGCACGUAUCUCACGUACACUUCUGUCCGUCAAGAGGUCAACUCGGUAAAAACCUAACUCGUCACUGAAGUGAAAUUAAAUCCUAGAGUCAAACGAUGGCGCCCAAGAAGAAGGCCCCCCGUCAGAAGAAGCCCGCCGUGGACACCGUCUCUCAGGUCGCCAUGGAGACCCCCCAACUGAAGGUGGAGAGCCUGGGCGACGGCGUGGUGGUGGUGGAGAGCGGCGUGAAGAAGAUCGAGCAGAUGGCGGCGCUGGACAUCGCCCAGCUGAACAGCCUCAACCUGCCGCUGCCGCUGCCCGUCAUCAAGCCCGGGGAGAGGGGCCUGGGCCUGGGCAGCGAGCUGACGCGACCCCUGCACGGCAACGCCCUGCUGGAGGAGCUCAGCAAGAUGCGCCAGGAGAAGUUCCUGACGGACCUGGAGUUGGCCUGUAAGACGAAGGCCUUCGACGUCCACAAGCUGGUCAUCUCCUCGGUCAGUCAGUACUUCAGAGAGAUUCUGGCCAAAGAUCCCGGCAUGAAGCGCCUGGAGCUGCCGUCCCUCUCGCCUCUGGGCCUGGCCAACGUCAUCACCUUCGCCUACCUGGGCCGCGUCCACAUGUCGCUCUACACCAUCGGCUGCACCGUCUCCGCCGCCGCCACCCUGCAGAUCCCCCAGCUCCUCAAGAUGUGCAUGGACUUCCUGCUGGCCGAGCUCAACGUGCAGACGUGCGUCUACAUCUGGAACAUCGCCGCCGCCUACAGCCUGGUGCCCGUGUGCGACGCCGCCCGCCGCUUCGUCCUGGAGAACUUUGUGCAGUUCUCCGAGACGCCGCUGUUCCACCAGCUGACCCUGGAGCAGAUCGCCGCCUUCCUGCAGGACGACUCGCUGGUGUUGCCCUCGGAGGUCAUGGCCUUCCAGCUCGCCAUGAAGUGGCUGGACUUUGACGCCUCUCGUCAGGCUCACGCCGCCGAGCUGCUUGGCCACGUCCGGUUCGAGACGAUCCCGGCCAGCGAGCUGGUGAGUCAGAUCCAGCCGGUGGCCCGCAUGAUGCUGGACCCCCACUGCCACCGCCUGCUGGUGGACGCCAUGAACUACCACCUGCUGCCCCACCAGCAGAACACCCUGCAGUCCCGGCGCACGCAGGUCCGCGCCGGCCAGCAGACCCUGCUCACCGUCGGAGGCCGCCCGUCGCUCACCGAGAGGGCCCUGAGCCGCGAGGUAAUGUGGAGGGACCCCCGCGAGGGAGGAGCCACCUGGCGUCACCUAACGCAGCUGCCGGCCAAGAGCUUCAACCAGUGUGUGGCCGUGAUGGACGGUUUCCUGUACGUGGCCGGAGGAGAGGACCAGAACGACGCCCGCAACCAGGCCAAGCACGCCGUCAGCACCCUGAGCAGAUACGACCCUCGCUUCAACACCUGGCUCCACCUGGCCAGCAUGCGUCAGCGCCGCACCCACUUCUCCCUGGCAGCCAGCGGCGGGCGGCUGUUCGCCAUUGGCGGCCGCAACGUGGAGGGCCUGCUGGCCACCACCGAGAGCUACCUGCCCUCCUCCAACAGCUGGCAGAUGCGUGCCCCCAUGGAGGUGCCCCGCUGCUGCCACUCCAGCGCCACCCUGCCAUCCGGGGACAUCCUGGUGAGCGGCGGCUACAUCAACUGCGCCUACUCCCGCUCGGUGGCGUGCUACAGCGUGGAUACCGACACCUGGUCCGAGAGGGCCUCCAUGGAGACGCCCCGUGGCUGGCACUGCUCCGCCACCCUCGGAGGGAAGGUGUACGUGGUGGGAGGGAGCCAGCUGGGGCCUGGAGGCGAGAGGGUGGAUGUGAUCUCUGUGGAGGUCUUCUCCCCGGAGAGUGGAGCGUGGAGCCGGGCCGCCCCUCUCCUGCUCGGCGUGAGCACCGCCGGCCUGUCGCCGCUGGCCGACAAGCUGUUCCUGCUGGGAGGCUGGAACGAGGCGGAGAAGCGCUACAAGGCGGCCGUCCAGAAGUACGACCCGGCCACCGACAGCUGGUCCAUGGCCGAGGAUCUGCCCGAGCCCACGGUGGGCGUGUCCUGCUGCACGCUGACCCUGCCGCCCCGCACCGCGCCGCGCCGGCAGCAGCACCGCAACACCCCGGCCCACGAAGAGCAGCAGCAGCAGGCGGCGAAGAACCGGAGCAGAGAGAGCAGCACGGCCCCGGCACACACCAUCCCAGCAUAGAGGGAGGGUCAUGCAACAAGGGAGAGACUAGAGGAGAGGAGGAGGUGGUUCAACCUCAGGAGAACAUCUGGAUUAGGGCUGCAACUAAUGAUAAUUUCCAUUAUGGAUUCAUCUGUUUCGAUUAGUCGGUUUGUUGUUUGCUCAAAAUAUAGUAUUAAAAAAUACCAUAAAUAACCAAGGUGACAUCUUCAAGCAUCCAAAACUCACUGAUUCAGUUUAAAGCAGCAAAAAGGAACAUAACCACAGUUUUUCCUUGAAAAAGAAAUCAUUGAACAGAUUUUUCAGAACAGUUGCCGAUCGUUGUUUUGUCGAUCGACGAAUCGACUAAAUCGUUUCCGCUCUAAUCUGGAUCAUGUCUGCUCUACUUUCUGCUCAUGCCAACGUGGAAAAGUUCCUAUAUUUACAAAUUUAAACAACAACAACCUUUUCACAAAAGAACUUAAUCAACCACAUUUUUGCAUUCCUGUCCAUCAAUAAUAGCACAAAGAUGCAUGAGGCUUGAAUCACCGUAAUAAAACCUAACUUAAAAAAGGAACAGAUGUAUGUGUAAAUGUAAGGAUGUCACUUAUUUUUAGUCAAGAAAAAUUAUGGAUCAUGACACACUGAUCCUGAAUCCUUCCAAGGAUUGUGAUUGUCAUGGUUUCCCCACAAAAACAAAAAUAUUGUCAGCUUGGCAUCUGUCCUGCAUUGUUCUGACUGCAAAGGGCAAAAUUAAAACCAGAGGCUAAUUCAAGAUGCGGCCGUGCAGCUCCACUCAUGAAAUGCCGCCUUGCAUCCCAGAAAAGAGAGCAGGCAUGAUCCAAAGUGGUCUCAGGGGGUGAAGGGAACCAGAGCAGAAAGAGAUGGACGAGGGGAAGGAAAAGGGACGAGUGGCGCAGGCGGAGGUAGAGAGGAGAUGGAUGGAGGAGCGACGACGACGAAGGACAGAAGGACGGGAACAGUGGCUGUUUGUGUUUGAACAGGUUUCGGGGUUGAACAUAACAUCAGAGACGACUGUGAAUGCGCCGGUAGUUUGUGCACAAAGAUGUAUCUAGGCAAAAAGUGUGUGCGACUGUGAACGUGUUUGAACAUGUGUGAAUGUGUGUGUGGGCGCAACAGGAAAAAAAAACAAUUUCAAACAAAAACAUGCAAUAAAGAUUUUCUCUCUAACUUAAACUAUUUCACACGAAAGGCAGCAAUAAACAAAACCUGCGUUUAUCAUUGUAUUUAUUAACAGAUACCUGUCAGUAGCUGUAGUGGCAAAAAAAAUAUAAAAAAAAUAUAUAGCUGUAGUAUUUAAGAUGAACAUUUUAUAACUGCGACGGAGAGGAGGGUAGUGUGACAUUGACAACACAGGUGAGAUUUUAAAGGAGAUAUAUAAAUUGGUGUAAAAACAAUGUACAAUAAGGGGCUUUAACCUAAAAUGUUGCUUCCAAGAAACCAACAAGAUUUAAGAGGUAUAGAAUUUGGAAAAAAGACAAAUUAAUAGGCGAAACAAAUGUGACGCUCACCUGAGUCUGUGCUUUAAAGCAUCAGCCGCCAGCAGACGUCUAACUUUUAUGGAAACUUAAAACUACCAACUGAAAAACCAGUGAGACUCCAGCUGGCGAGAAGACAAAACUGCAAGUCAAGUAACUAAUAAGUAAUAUUAUAACUAUUAUUGUUUAUCAUGAUACAAUGAGGCUGAUGUGGCUCAAGUGAUUGGAUCAGUCCCUCUGUACGGUGGUUUCACUGAAUAAAGCCAAUUGAAUCCAAA